AUGUUUGAUCUACCAAAUGCUAAGCGUGUCCGCCGCGAUGAGAUGCGUUCACCAGCAUCAUCCUGCUCGCCAUCACCAGCACCAGACGACGACGCCGCCGCCCAUGAUGCAUAUGCCCGCUUAGGAAAACUACUCGAUCUUGAUCAAUUGGAUGUGCCACAAGAGACAACUAGCCAAGACAAUGGUCCCUCACAGCCUGCGGAUGACGAAGAUGAGGAACAAGAAUUCGAGUUCCGGUUAUUCAGCGCCCCCACCAAAUCAACAGGAGAUACCACCGAGCAGUCAGGAAAGGAUGCAGAUGAGAAAAGCACAGAGGCCCCCAAUACCCAAAAGUUGAGAAUUCGGCUGCAUUCACCUACACCGGGGUCUGGAGCUGGCAGCGAGGGACGAUUUGUGAAAGCCUCCCGCGGGUGGGAUUAUUACUUCUCUACGCCUUCUCUCCAGGGCACAAGGGGUGGGGAACCUACCGCCGAAGACCAGCGCCGGAUAGCUGAAAAGAAGGAACAAUUUGAGGAUAUGGCCGUUAGCGGUCAGCACAUGCUGACAUGGGCCAAGUCGCUAGUCUGGCCCGGCUGCCAUCUCCCCUGGCGAGUCAUUCAUCUCAAGCGACAUCAGACCAAACUGCCACGGCCGGCCAACAGUCUUCCCGUCUACGUGGUAGAGGGCGCACCUGUCUCGAAGAGUCCACUUACCCGCAAGAAGCCAGGCAAGAAGCGCCGAGUGCAGCUGCGCAAGCGGGCUGCGGCCGCGCAGGCUGCAAAGGAAAAUGAAGCGGAGAAGCGGACUCGAAAGAACCGCGAGAGGAAAAUCAAGCGCAGACAAAAAGCGAGAGAGCAGAAGGCUGCGGCGGCGGGUGUCAGUGUUGAAGAUGUCGUCAUGGCUGAUGGUGAUGAUCAUUCCUCUAGCGGGGAGGAAUGA
Molecule: messenger RNA, 918 nt
Organism: Penicillium egyptiacum
Lineage: Eukaryota; Fungi; Ascomycota; Eurotiomycetes; Eurotiales; Aspergillaceae
Source: the annotation of a GenBank genome assembly